AUGGCUGGGACAAAGGUGCCUUGGAAGGCCAUCUGGCCUUGUGCUACCAUGGUGCUGCUGAUCUACAUCUACCUUGCUAUGGACAUCUUGCCAACUGACUCGAUGGACUACGAGCGACUCAAGGAGCAGGACGAGGAGGAGCAGGAGGAAGAGGAGGAGGAGCUUCCCCACCGCGUCCAACGCCGGGAGGUCGACCGCAGGGAUCCGGCCCUGGUCUUGGCAGCAGUGCUCUACUGGGUGGUGAUGCCCAUCGCUCUGGUCAGCCUGGGUUUUGGAGCAACCUGCGAGGAGGGUCCACCAAACUUGGCUUACAUCACCUACGGAGUCUUCUUUGCUGUACAUUUCGUCUGCAUCUUCCGUGCCAUGCUAGGGUCUUUACGCAAGGACCUCCACAAAAGCACUCCGAAACUCGUUUUCAUGCUUGGCCUUGCAGCGUUGGAGCACUUUGACAUGGCCUCGGAUGCGCUCUUCACUGGCACAUCCGCUGCCUGCAGCGAUUCAAUCACGAGUCUCUGGCUGCAAUCCUGGCACGAUGUCCCCGGCGGAGGGCUCAUGGUUCCGAUGCUCUCUAAGCUGGGCUUCUCCGGCGUGGCACUGUUCAUUACGAACGCCUACCUGCCACAGCUGCUGUCGGUUUGGGCUCUCUUCGCUCCCUUUGUGGCGCUGGUCUUCGUGCUCCUGGUGAUGCUUUGGGCAUCCUUCGGCUGGCUCGUCGGCUUGGCGGCAAUGUUAGCCGUCUACGCGUUGGUGAUCUGCAGCCCCAUAGGGAGGGAACAGAUGGGCGUAUUCCACCAGGAGGUCGACUCUGAGGACCGUCGCCUUGCCUUAUUUGUCGGUGCCGAGGUUGCUGAACUCCCAGCAAAUGGACCACAAAGCAGUUUGGGAAGAGUCAUAUUCUUCCUCGGCACGAAGCUCGUGCUGGAGAACUUGCUACAGCUGUGGCUGCAAAGCUCCUACUUGUCCCUCUCCUUCGGCCAAAUGGACACCUUUGCUCGCUGGCAGGCGCUGGCCUCCAUCGGUGUGGGACUCCUUGUUGCAGGUGGCAAGGGAUUGCAGAUCUCGGCAUUCGUAGUGCCACUACUUGCACGGUAUGCUGGCGAGUCUGUCCGACGAUGUAACAUCAUCUUCCUGGUGAUCUUCGGUGCCGUCCCGGUCUUCAUGAUGCUGGGCGGGUUCGGAGGUCUCGCGUGGGUUUUGGCGAAGGUGAUCUUCAUCUUCCGGUGCGACUCGCACGUUUGGAACCUCUCCACCGGCUGCGUCAGCCCGCAGACGUAA
Messenger RNA from Symbiodinium necroappetens, 1275 nucleotides. The record is from the annotation of a GenBank genome assembly. NCBI's taxonomy places the organism in Eukaryota, Dinophyceae, Suessiales, Symbiodiniaceae.